UGUGGGUAACCCAACAUUUCUUUUAUACUUUCAAGUAUAACUGGAAAAAAUGAAGAGGACCUUUCCCCCGCCACGAGGGCCUCGACCGAUAGUAAUGAACACGAGUAAGCGUGGCUGCUCCAGGAAGUACUGUACAAAAGGAACCCCGGCUUUGCUUUGCAAUAAAAGUGUUAACGGUUUAAGAGAGAGCAAGCGCAGCACAAAUUGGUGACGUUAUUUUUACUAUGAUCGCUUGGACGUUUCUUACUGUUCUUUGCCUUUUGCGUAAGUCAUGUUUUAUUUACAUUUCUUUUACAGCUUUUCAUUGUUUACUUUAAAGGAUCGCUGGGAUUAUUCAGUUUUUGCAGGUACUGCACGUCCUCCCGUUCAUCAGCCAGAUCAAGUCAGAACUGUGGCUCUUGGCAACGCGGUUACUCUUCAGUGUUUUUCCGAUAAAGACAACAUAUUUUGGUACAAGCAAAUUGCUGGACGACGACCUCAAGUCAUAUCAGCAUUGCAGAAAAAGUCAGACCCCAGAUUUUUCAAUGAAUUCAAAAAUCAUCGAUUCUCAGCCAACAGAUUGGGCACAACCUCCAAUCUGACCAUUUCAGACGUCGUUCGGUCGGACCAAGCGGUGUACUACUGUGGAACAAAAGCAUUUUAUAUCGAGUUUGGGAGCGGAACACGUCUGAUCGUUCAAGAUUUAGCCUCAAAUACCUCAGAGUCCGAUCGUCUAAGUGACUUGACAGAAUGCCAUCAUAAACGCUUUGAAAACAGUACACACCAAGUGAAGGACGACAUUUCAGAAGAAAGCCUCCGUCCAGCAGUGCUUGGAUUGGCGUGUGCUUUGGGACUUUGUGGAGUUCUAAUCUUUGCUCUAGUGGGGUUUAUAUUGAAGAUGCAGGGUUCUGGAAAUGACAACCACGUGAAAGGUGUUCAGGUAAGAGGAUGAAGAGGAAUCCUUAAAAUGUCAUUGCGAUUAGUUUGGACUGCCGAACGAGGAUGUUUUGUUCAGAUCCAACAACAACAUUGUAUUUAAACAUGCAUUUCAAAAAGCUACAUACAAUGAAAUAAGUGCAUGACUGUAUAGUCUGUGUACAUAUCGCUAUGAUAAAUGAAGUGAAUUCAAGGAGUCGGUUUUAUCAUUUUGCCAACCUUUUCUCUUUAGGAGGACAAUUUGACAUUCGCAGCUUUACGAUUCAGCCAGAGAAAAAUUAAAUGCAAAGGAGAGACAAAUGA
This is a messenger RNA of Puntigrus tetrazona (Sumatra barb), 1218 nucleotides long. It is a transcript of the gene nitr14b, whose product is annotated as novel immune-type receptor 14b. Lineage: Eukaryota; Metazoa; Chordata; Actinopteri; Cypriniformes; Cyprinidae. The coding region runs from base 272 to 931 and encodes 219 amino acids. Gene Ontology annotation, biological process: response to bacterium. The record is from RefSeq and is a predicted model, not a curated record. The transcript is spliced from 4 exons.